This is a messenger RNA of Chrysochloris asiatica (Cape golden mole), 408 nucleotides long. It is a transcript of the gene RBP5, whose product is annotated as retinol binding protein 5, cellular. The transcript is spliced from 4 exons. Lineage: Eukaryota; Metazoa; Chordata; Mammalia; Afrosoricida; Chrysochloridae. Gene Ontology annotation, cellular component: nucleus; cytosol. The record is from RefSeq and is a predicted model, not a curated record. Gene Ontology annotation, biological process: fatty acid transport. Gene Ontology annotation, molecular function: fatty acid binding. The coding region runs from base 1 to 408 and encodes 135 amino acids.
AUGCCUCCCAAUCUCACCGGCUACUACCGCUUUGUCUCACAGAAGAACAUGGAGGACUACCUGCAAGCCCUAAAUAUCAACAUGGCUCUGCGGAAGAUAGCAUUGCUGAUGAAGCCAGACAAGGAGAUUGACCAUCAAGGCAGCCACAUGACAGUGAAGACUCUCAGCACCUUCCACAACUAUACUCUGGAGUUUGAGGUGGGAGUUGAGUUUGAAGAGAACCUCAAAAUGGUGGAUGGACGGAAAUGCCAGACCAUAGUAACCUGGGAGGAGGAGCAGCUGGUGUGUGUACAGAAAGGGGAGGUCCCCAACCGGGGCUGGAGACACUGGCUGGAGGGAGAGAAGUUGUAUCUGGAACUGACUGCCAGGGAGGCGGUGUGUGAGCAGGUCUUCAGGAAGGUCAGAUAG